CCUCUUUUGUCUGCUUACUAAGAGGUGGAGAAAGCGUCAAGGAUGAUCAGAGUCUACACAGAAACCCUUCACAGACACACAGUGGGUGAAAACUAGUUUUUGGAAGAGAACACAAUGGCUACUACGACAGAGUUGAGUCCCACAGGAGAAAUAAGUAAAUAUUCCCAAGACAUGCAAGUGGAUAAAAAACUCACUCCCAGAAAAGUUCCAACCUUGUGCUCUAUACGUUAUGGAAUAGCCUUUGUCGCACAUCUCUGCAACUUCACAAUAAGGGCACAGGCUAUGAUCAUCAAUAUCACCAUGGUGGUCAUGGUCAACACCACAAACCAUCAGCUCCAACUUAAUGACUCCACCGAGGGGCUUUCUGACUCAUUUGAUGCCCAGACCAGUUUUCCUGCAAAGGCACCUGUGUAUAAUUGGAGCCCUCAAAUCCAGGGCAUUAUAUUUGCGUCUAUCAACUAUGGUACCAUUCUGACUCUGGCUCCCAGUGGAUACCUUGCUGGAAUAAUAGGAACCAAAAGAGUGGUUGGGUUUGCUUUGUUGGGAUCUACACUUCUCACUCUCUUUAUUCCUCUGGCAGCUGAUCAUGGACUAAUAAUUCUCAUUACAACUCGAGUAGUUCAGGGAUUAACCCAGGGAUCAGCACUUGGGGGUCAGUUUGCACUUUGGGAAAAAUGGGGUCCUCCACGUGAACGAAGCCGACUCUGUACCAUUGCUUUAUCGGGAGUGAUGCUGGGAAUCUUUAUUGCUAUCCUCCUCGGUGGUGUCAUCAGCCAAGCCCUUGGGUGGCCUUUUGUCUUUUAUGUCUUUGGAGGUAUUGGCUGUAUCUGCUGUCUUCUAUGGUUUACUCUAGUUUAUGAUGAUCCCAGGUCUCACCCAUGGAUAAACAUCACAGAAAAAGAAUAUAUCCUAUCUUCCUUGGAACAACAGGUUAUCUCUUCUUCUAAGCCAUCUCUCCCCAUCAGAGCCAUGGUCAAAUCUCUUCCACUUUGGUCCAUGUGUCUUUGCUGUUUUGCGCAUCAAGGGUUAACUCACACAGUGGUUACAUACAUACCAACUUACAUCAGCUCUGUGUUUAAUGUUAACAUCAGAGACAAUGGACUCUUGUCUGCCCUUCCUUUUAUUGUGUCCUGGUUCAGUGGAAUACUGGGAGGUCAACUGGCAGAUUUUCUACUUUCAAAGAAUUUUAGGCUUAUUACAGUGAGAAAACUUGCUACAUUUGUAGGGAGCCUCCCUCCUUCAGUACUGCUUGUGGUCCUGCCAUACCUCAGCUCCAGCUAUAUCACAACAAUGACCCUCCUGAUUGUCUCCUGUGGGUUACUCCCAUUCUGUCAAUCUGGGAUCUAUAUCAAUGCCUUAGAUAUCGCUCCAAGACACUCCAGUUUUCUCAUGGGAGUCUCGAGGGGAUUUUCUCAAGCAGCAGCUAUCUUGUCACCAACAGUUUGUGGAUUUCUUCUCGAUCAGGACCCUGAAUUUGGAUGGAGGAAUAUCUUCUUCAUGUUGUUUGCCAUUGACCUAGCAGGAUUGAUCUUCUUCCUCAUAUUUGGAGAAACAGAUGUCCAAGAAUGGGCUAAAGAGAAUAAACUCACUCGUUUAUGAAAAGAAGAGAAAACAGGAAAGUAUUUUUCUCCAAGAUCUUCUCCAUAGUCUCUGCUGGUAGUGGAUCCUCUACAAGUCCCUGGCAAGCAAGAACUCUGGAUACCAUCUGGGAAAUUUAUCAUCCCCUGGCCUCUCAGGCCAUUUUGAUCUUAAACUUUGAUAGUUCUGGAAUCCCGUAAGCUACCUUUGGUUUCCUACAACUUGUCCAAUACUGUGUAAACUGAAUUUUUUAACAAUGUUUUCAAAUUGCCCAGCAUGAGUCUAUCAUAUUUCUUUUCCUGGGUUUCAAGUAUUAGUAUAGCUAAAUCAUAUAUAAAACUCAAAGCAUUUAGUGUACCAGUAUUAGAAUAAAAGUUUACUUUGUGGGAGCAGGGAGGUUAGGGUCAGAGAAUGUUCACGACCUGUAACAAAUCACCAUGAACAACUUUGUAAACCGCAGUGAGUGUUUAUACAAAGUGUAAGGGUAAAAUACAAAUUUUUUUUAAAAAAAGAGAAUGUUCACAGGACAAGGUUCAUAUUCUAGAUUGCUCUUGUGGUGAUCUCUACUUUUAAGACCGAUUUUUAUAGUCACCAGUAUUUGUUAAAGAGUUUGACAAGAUGGUUACUAGGUCUGAAUUAAAAAUAAGUCACGUAAUAUAGAAAGUUAAAUUUGAAUAGACUCAAUGGUACUUGAGAUAAGGAUUCAGGUGCAAGAACUUAUUUUGAGAAUAAAGAAAACAUACAUAAAAUAACAAAUGCUAAAUUUAUAAAUAAGAAAAAAUAUGUAGAAAUCAGUCAACAUAGUGAAAAGGUAAUUUAUAGGAUGGGUAACAAUAUUUGUAAAUCACAUAUAUGAUAAAGGGUUAAUAUUCAAAAUAUAUGAAGAACUCAUGCAAGUCCACUGCAAAAAUAAAAGUCCAGAUCUAAUUGAAAAUAGAAGAACUAAAUAGACAUUUUCCCACAGAAAACAUACAAGUCUUGACAUAUGGAAAAUAAACAAGUUGAAAAGAUGCCAAACAUCACCUCACCAUCAGAAAAUACAAAUCAAAACUUCAAUGAGACAUGAUUGAAUCCUGUUGGAAUAGUUAUUAUCAAAAAAGACAACCAAUAACAAGUUGGUGAGAAUGUUAAGAAAAGGGAAUCUUCAUGUACUGUUUAUAGAAUGGUAAGCCAUUGUAGCUACUGUGAAAAGCAGUAUGGAGGUAACUCAAAAAAUUAAAAUAUAGAAUUAUCUUGUGACACAGCAUAUUCUACCUAUAUAUAUAAAAGAUAUAAAAACAAAAUUUCAAAGAAGUAUCUGCAGUUCUUUGUUUACAACAGCAUUAUCUACAAAGCAAAAAUAUGGUAAUAACCUAAGUGUUUAUUAAUGAUGAGUGGAGAAAGGAGAUUUAUAUAUUAUGAACACUGUUUUUCAUUUAUAUAUUAUAAAAUACUGUUCAGGUAUGAGAAAGAGGAACAUCUUGUUAUUUGUACAUUAUGGGUAGAUCUUGAAGGAAUUAUGCCAAAUGAAGUAAGUCAAACAGAAAAAGCAAGUACCACUUACAAGUGGAAUCUAUGAAAAGCCAAAUUCACAGAAGCAGAGAUUAGAUUGGAAGUUAUCAAAGUCUGGUGACAUGAAAAAAUGGAAGUGUUAGUUAAGAGAUACAAGCUUCUGGUUAUAAGAUGACUGAGUUCUUGGAUCUAAUGCACUUCAGAGAGAUUAGUUAAUAACAGUAUUCUUUGAAUGUUACUGAGAAUUAGUUCUUAAAUAUUCUUACCGCAGAAAAAAAGAAAUGACAGUUGCAUGAUAUGAUGGAGGUUGUAGCUAAGACAAUGGUAGCAAGCAUUUUGUUAUUUAUAUGUGUGUAUCAAUUAAACUGGUUCUGCACUUUAAAUUUACAUAAUAUCAUGUUUUCAAUUGUAUCUCAAUAAAGAUUACUUCUUGGUA
This is a messenger RNA of Sorex fumeus (smoky shrew), 3505 nucleotides long. RefSeq names its product solute carrier family 17 member 3 (gene SLC17A3). Gene Ontology annotation, molecular function: efflux transmembrane transporter activity; voltage-gated monoatomic anion channel activity; xenobiotic transmembrane transporter activity. Gene Ontology annotation, biological process: urate transport; monoatomic anion transport; transmembrane transport. The record is from RefSeq and is a predicted model, not a curated record. Bases 115 to 1599 code for a protein of 494 amino acids. The transcript is spliced from 13 exons. Lineage: Eukaryota; Metazoa; Chordata; Mammalia; Eulipotyphla; Soricidae.